This is a messenger RNA of Aspergillus pseudonomiae, 730 nucleotides long. Its product is annotated as rhodopsin family protein. The transcript is spliced from 6 exons. The record is from RefSeq and is a predicted model, not a curated record. Lineage: Eukaryota; Fungi; Ascomycota; Eurotiomycetes; Eurotiales; Aspergillaceae. The coding region runs from base 91 to 324 and encodes 77 amino acids.
CUCAACUCACCUUGAUCAUAAACCCUCAAGACCAGAAGCCAUACUUCCCCUUCGUAUCAUAGACCAGAAUCUGCGAAGACCCCAACCACCAUGGCAAUCUGCAUCACGUUCGGAACGCAUGAGUUCACGUCCAUGCUGCAAGGCUACGAGAAUGUCAGGGCUUACUGCUAUAACUGCCAACACUACAAUGGACAUUGUAUUACGCGAUGGCCCUGGUUUACCGUCUGCUUCAUUCCCAUGAUCCCGCUAGCAACACACAAGUACAAGGAAGUCACAUGUUACACAUGUCGCUUCACCCAAGACCUACGGUACGUGGUUCCCUAAUCAGAAUAGUAAAAGAAAACACUCUGUCCGAUCAGAACAACUGACAACAGAUAAGUGAUCGCCCCGAUAUCACGCCAGAGACUAGGCCUCCGGUAGGUGCGCCGGCUGGCCCAGCACCACCUCCACAGGCCUACUGGGGUCCUCCUCCUCAAGCCUCCGGGGGAGGCGGAUAUCCCCAGCCUCAGGCCGGGGCACCGCCGCAGAAUCCUCAGUAUAAGUGAUUCUGUGCUGGUGUUGACCUUGAUUUUCUUAUUUUUAUUAUGUCGAGGGUUUUAGGGGAUGGGGGUUUGGUCUGGUCGAGAAGCGAUGUUAAUGAUGUGUAUAUUCUGUUGUUGUACGAUACCUUUGCUUCUAUUUUAUCUACUUGCUUUUUUUUAUUUUAAUUAAUGAGGGUUGUAUUCCAUGA